CGGGAGGGUAAACAGACGAGAUGGGGAGCUGGCUGCUGUGCUGAGGGAUCUGCUGGCCAGGCUCCAUUGUCCAAGGCUGCUGGCCGGGAGGAUGAGCGGAAAAAGUGGGAUAAGGGGGAAUCGUGGGAGUCUGUUCGCCUACCUGGAGGCAUACGGUAUUCAUGGGCAUCUUCUUUUUGGCGUCGAAGGGGAUUUGACAUCGUGAUGGAACGUGUAAAAAGACCCAAUAAGUAUGAUAAUGAAGACGAAGAGGGAAAGCAGGCCUACUGGCGCACCGGAAAUAGUCAGGGCCUGCCGCCUAAGGGGGGGCGUGGCUGUCGGGAUUCGCAAUUCAGAGGCACAUUUUUCUCCACUUUCAUAUCUACCGAUCAAUUGACAGACACCUAUGGUCGUCUUUCUCCCACCACUAGAGGUAUGGCGCUGGCAUCUGAGCCCAAGGUUGCCUCAUGCCCUCGAAACACUGUAAGCCCCAAUCCGAAUGGCUUCACCUUUCUAAAUGUCAUUUUCAAGUUUCUAGAAGUAGACGUUCAACAGGUGCGGUCCAAUGCCGGUCCUCACUGGGAUUACGCGGAGCCACUCCUGGGGCGGGCCAAUGGUUGGUUGGCGCACGCUUUGCAUCAUGCCUCCUCGAGACUUCUUGCGAACGGCUCAGUGAUGGGACAAGCAUGCCGGUCCAAACAUUUUAUCAGGCUCGCUAUUAGGAUCCUGAUGAAGCACCAG
Messenger RNA from Acaulospora colombiana, 720 nucleotides. NCBI's taxonomy places the organism in Eukaryota, Fungi, Glomeromycota, Glomeromycetes, Diversisporales, Acaulosporaceae. The record is from the annotation of a GenBank genome assembly.